This is a messenger RNA of Trichoplusia ni (cabbage looper), 2379 nucleotides long. RefSeq names its product proton-coupled folate transporter-like. Gene Ontology annotation, biological process: transmembrane transport. Gene Ontology annotation, molecular function: transmembrane transporter activity. The transcript has 7 exons. The record is from RefSeq and is a predicted model, not a curated record. The coding region runs from base 383 to 1978 and encodes 531 amino acids. Lineage: Eukaryota; Metazoa; Arthropoda; Insecta; Lepidoptera; Noctuidae. Gene Ontology annotation, cellular component: membrane.
CUAAUUCGGGUUUAUUCAUAUAUUUCCAUGCUAUUUUUGUAAACAUUAUCGCUAAACAAAUGGUGCUCGUAGGAAAACUAAACAGGAAAACAUCGUAUGAUGAGGUUACAUUAGUCAACUGACAUCUCUUAUCAGAGGUGUGUUCCCCAUUAAACUGAACUAUCAUAUCUGAUAAUUGUGUUUAUUGUGUAGAAAUCAUGUAGCUAUUUACAUCAACGUGCAAUAUAAAACAAACAAAAUAAUGUUUGCACAAAACGGUUGCGUCUUUGAAAAACUGAUAAAAUUUCUAUAAUUGUAACCAUAUUGUAACAAUAGCUAAUACUCCUUACCACAAUAAGCUAAUAUUUGAUUGGCAAGAUGCAUACAGUGAGCCUUUACGUCAAUGAUACAUGUUUUAGUAGCUACUGCAUCGUUGCAAAAGAUGGGUAACCCAGAGGAGCAGCCGCUAAAAGAUAAAGGAAAACCUAAGAAAAAAUCAUUUCGGGAAAAACUUGCAAAUAUUAGAAGAAAUAUAACUGUUGAACCUGUUCUAGCGUGUUAUGUCGUUCCCGGAGUACUUUCAAGAUUGGCGACUCAAAAUCUUAAUCUGGAUAAAGCAUGCAGGGUGAACAUGGCUUACGGAGACGUGGUGUGCGAUGCCCUCAUAGCAAGGGAAGGGAAUAAACAUCUAAAGGAAGAAUUAGCCAUCCAGGAACUAAUUGCUGCUAUGGAGACAUGGAAGAACGUGUUGCUAACCGCUAUCCCGAGCAUACUGAUUCUGUUUCUCGGAGCCUGGAGCGACAGGACAGGAAAGCGGAAAAUAUGCAUUCUUCUCCCAAUUAUAGGAGAUUUGAUCGUGUGCUUAAGUAACAUGUUGAAUGCGUAUUUCUUCUACGAAUUGCCGGUUCAAGUCAUGAUGUUUUUUGAAGCGUUGUUCCCUGCGAUAACUGGAGGCUGGAUAACGACAUACAUGGGGGUGUUUGCGUAUAUCAGUGAUGUAUCCAGUGAGGAGUCGCGGACGUUUAGGGUGGGGAUCGCGAACCUGUGUUUGACGGCUGGCGGUCCCAUAGGAUCAGUUCUUAGUGGUUUCCUUCUGAAGUUCACGGGAUAUUAUGGAGUAUUCACUAUCAGUUCGCUGUUGUACCUGUUCAGUAUUUUAUACGGCUUCAUAUAUAUCAAAGAUCCGGAAAGGCCGAUGACGAAAAAGCCUAGUCAGAAUGAAUCGUCCAGUGCACGAGGCUUCCUAAAAUCCUUUUUCGACAUAAAACACGUAAAAGACACUUUGACUGUUGCAUUCAAAAAUGGACCUAACAAGAGGAGGACAAAGUCCAUUUUGAUACUAGCAUCCAUCGCGUUUAUAUACGGCCCUGCUCACGGAGAAUACACAAUACGAUACCUAUUCACACGGUACCGGUUCAACUGGGACGCCCUCAAGUACAGCUUCUACAGUACUUUCUAUAUCUGCAUACACGCUCUUGGGGCAUUGAUCUCAAUUAGCGUUUUCAGUCACCGACUUAAGUGGGACGAUUCGGUGCUGGGGCUAAUAUCAAAUGUGAGUAAGGUGAUGGGAGCUCUGAGCACUGGACUUGCCAGGAAUAGCAUGGAAAUGUAUCUUGCUGUAGCAAUUGAAAUGUUCAACGCGACAUCGUUCACUGCACUCCGAUCAAUCUCCUCCAAGCUAGUUACAAGUGACGAAUUAGGGAAAAUGACGUCAUUCUUCAAUUUGAUGGAGGUGGUGACGGCAAUGAUAUUUGGCCCCGCGUACUCCUGGAUAUAUAUGUUCACUCUACAAAUUGAUGCCGGGAUUGUGUAUUACGUGAGCACUGUACUGACUGUGCCACCGUUUUGUAUAUUUGUAUGGUUCUUCAUUCAAAACAGAAAAGACAAACGUAAAUCUUUGGACGAAAAAUGUUCGAAUCCAGGAGUAGAAGCUAUAAAGCAAGAGGAACCUUUACGCAGCAGUAUAGAUUUAGAACACGAAAUGGUUGUUUUAGAAUAAAUACUAAAAGAUAACACACAAUAAUGUACCUUAUUUACUACACGUUAAUGCCUAUAAUCAGGUAUAAUAAACAACUAUUAAAAAAGAAGUGAGUUGUACUAAAUGUGUGAUAAGAUAAUAAUUAAAUUUAGAAAUCGGUCAAGUACGAGCCGGGCUCAUGAUACUGAGGCGAGGGUUCCGUACAAAUAGGCUAAAAAAAAUUGUAAUGCAUCAUCUGUGAAAAUUUUAUCUGUCUAGCUUCACUUAUCUUGAGCUACAGCCUGGUGAUGGACGGCCAGACGAAAAAUAACAGUCAGACAUCAUUGUCUCAUUAAUAGGGUUCCGUUUCUGUCGUUCAGAUACAGUAUAUUAUCAUUUGAUAGAUGAUAAUUAUAAAGUGAUUAAUAAAAUAAUAAUAUGAU